Malurus melanocephalus (red-backed fairy wren) is the source of this 2172-nucleotide messenger RNA. It is a transcript of the gene ADRA1D, whose product is annotated as adrenoceptor alpha 1D. Gene Ontology annotation, molecular function: alpha1-adrenergic receptor activity. Gene Ontology annotation, cellular component: membrane. The record is from RefSeq and is a predicted model, not a curated record. Bases 205 to 1740 code for a protein of 511 amino acids. The transcript has 2 exons. Gene Ontology annotation, biological process: adenylate cyclase-activating adrenergic receptor signaling pathway; positive regulation of cytosolic calcium ion concentration; cell-cell signaling. NCBI's taxonomy places the organism in Eukaryota, Metazoa, Chordata, Aves, Passeriformes, Maluridae.
GCGACGGGCAGAGCGUCCUGCCCUCCCUCCCUCCUUCUCUCCAUCUCUCCUUCCCUCCAUCCCUCAUCCAUCCCUCCCUCCGGCCGGGGGAGCGAGGUGCGGAGCGCGUCUUGGCGGGGGCUGCCAGCCGGGGAUCAUGCCGGGGGAGCUGCGCCUCGGCACCGCUUUCUCCUCGCCCUCCAUGGAGCCCGGACUUUCUCUACAAUGACUUUCCCCGAGCUGAGCAAUGGCAGCUUGAGUGGGAACCGGACGGGACAAGGCAGCCAGAGCGCUGCCAACCGGUCCUGGGGGCUGCAAGGGGAGGAGACCCCCGAGGGCAACGGCACCACGCUGACUUUCGCCUUGGACGUGCAGGCGGUGGGCGUCGGGGUUUUUCUGGCCGUCUUCAUCCUCUCGGCCAUCGUGGGCAACAUCUUGGUCAUCCUGUCGGUGGCUUGCAACCGGCACCUGCAGACGGUCACCAACUACUUCAUCGUCAACCUGGCCAUCGCCGACCUGCUGCUCAGCACCACCGUGCUGCCCUUCUCGGCCACCCUGGAGGUUUUGGGCUUCUGGGUGUUCGGGCGCAUCUUCUGCAACAUCUGGGCGGCGGUGGACGUGCUGUGCUGCUCUGCCUCCAUCAUGAGCCUGUGCAUCAUCUCCGUGGACAGGUACAUCGGCGUCAAGUACUCCCUCAAGUACCCCACCAUCAUGACCGAGAGGAAGGCGGGGGUCAUCCUCGUGGUGGUCUGGCUCUCCUCCAUGGUCAUCUCCAUCGGGCCGCUGCUGGGCUGGAAGGAGCCGCCGCCGCCGGACGAGAGCAUCUGCAGCAUCACGGAGGAGCCGGGCUAUGCCCUGUUCUCCUCCCUCUUCUCCUUCUACUUGCCCCUCAUGGUCAUCCUGGUGAUGUACUUCAGGAUUUACGUGGUGGCCAGGMGGACCACCCGCAGCCUGGAGGCAGGGGUCAAGAAGGAGAGGAACAAGUCCAUGGAGGUGGUGCUGCGCAUCCACUGCCGCAGCGUGCUGGAGGAGCCGCUCUCCAGCACCCGGGGCAAGGGCCACAACUUCCGCAGCUCCCUCUCCGUGCGGCUCCUCAAGUUCUCCCGGGAGAAAAAAGCGGCCAAGACUCUSGCCAUCGUCGUGGGUGUCUUCAUCCUSUGCUGGUUCCCCUUCUUCUUCAUCCUGCCUUUUGGUUCCUUCUUCCCAUCCCUGAAGCCCUCGGAAAUCGUUUUCAAGAUCAUCUUCUGGCUGGGCUACUUCAACAGCUGCGUGAACCCCAUCAUCUACCCGUGCUCCAGCAAGGAGUUCAAGCGCGCUUUUAUCCGCCUGCUCAAGUGCCAGUGCCGGCGGCGCCGCCGGCCCAUCUGGAGGGUCUACGACCACCACUGGAGAGGAGCCUCCAUCAACAGCUCCGUGCAGGACUCAGACACCGACCUGAGGCCCAGGAUUAACACCCUCAACAGCUCCUUCAUAUUUAACUCYUCCUUCCAGGAGCGAGCGGGUAAGAGGCGAACGCUCAGCUUCAAGGGCUGGAAGAUGCUCACCCCUUUCCAGAAGCCGGCGUCCACACAGCUGAAGGAGAAGAUGAACAGCCUUUCGAACAAAAUCCGGGGUGGCUCCAGCAAAGGGGGGGUCAUGGCCACCUACAAGACCGAGGUGGAGUCGGUCUCGAUYGGGAUCCCUCAGGAUUUCACGGAAACCAUCGAUUACCAAACCCAUGACUUGACAGACUGCUGUGGGCUGAGAGAAACGGACAUUUGAGGCCUCUGGGGCAGCUGUCGAUGGUUUCUUUAGAGGUAUCCAACAGAAUGGAGGGAUGCCCCCGUGGGUCUGUCAGGCAGACUGGAAGCAGCAAUCAGGUAUUAAAUGCAGUUGCCCAAAGGUUCUCCAAGCAUCCCCCAGGCAGAGCUCAGCCCCUGCUGUGGGAUUAUGGGUUCCUCCGAUUAAAAUAGAUGGUAAAUCCUAUUCCAAUGGGCCACAGCAGGAGGGGAAGGUGUGGAUGUGGCCUUAAGGCGAGAGCUGUCCUCGUGGAUGGUUGUCCUUGGCUUUGGAAGGAGCUGUGCAAUGAAACCAGGACGCCUCCUUUGCCUUAAAAACAGCGCCGUGAAAUCCAACGGAAAGAGCAAACCCCAAAAGUUGCCAGCCCUGCCUUAGCACACGUGGUCAUGUUUCCAUCCAGAGGCAGCCUCCAGG